UCUGAGAGACUGAGUCACCACUGGAGCUCAGGAAGCCUCGGAAACAGCUCAGCCUGACUGUCUCCGCUCCUCCGUGCGGUGGAUAAACCCACUGAGCUGAAUGAACAGCGAGCGGCUCCAACAUGUUUCCCUGGUGCAUUAGGAGGCACCGUUUUCUCUCCUCUGCUGUAAAAGUACAGAUCGGAGCCUCGGGUCUCAGCGCUGUAGCGCCGGAGAGGAAAAUGACAGCAGGGUGCAGAUUAUUUACAUCGCGGAGGUUAAACAGAGCUGCGCCGCUGCGGCCUAGGCAGCCUCGGUGUAGAUUAUCGGAGCUGCCCGCGCAUGGCGCCUGGCCGACCGUCAGGCGAGCAGCCGGCUGCCGCUGGAGCUCGAACCGGAGCUCAAAUAACGCUGCUUUUAGUUCAAAGAUUCCUCCGUUUCCUACUUGGGAGCCAGUAGCUGAAAGCCAGCUUCCCCCACCUACAAAAGUUUCCCUAGACCUUGUGGACAAGCUGGAGAGACUUGCUCUUGUAGACUUUGGCAACCAGGAAGGUGUGAACUGUUUGGAGAAAGCAAUCCGGUUUGCCGAUCAGCUUCACGUUGUCAACACCGAUGGUGUAGAACCAAUGGAUUCUGUGCUAGAAGACAGACCCCUGUAUCUGAGAGAAGACACGGUGAGGGAAGGAGACUGUGCAGAGGAACUUCUUCGGCUCUCCAAGAACACAGUGGAAGAGUACUUUGUAGCACCUCCAGGAAACAUCCCACUUCCAAAGAGAGAGGAGAGAUCUGCCAUGCUGAAACACGCCGACUUCUGAGUUCAUACAUAUCAAUAAAGUGUUGCUUUCGUUGUGUAUAAAUGCAUAAUAAACAUAUAUGUCUAUUUAAA
Molecule: messenger RNA, 865 nt
Organism: Colossoma macropomum (tambaqui)
Lineage: Eukaryota; Metazoa; Chordata; Actinopteri; Characiformes; Serrasalmidae
Gene: gatc
Product: glutamyl-tRNA amidotransferase subunit C
Exons: 5
Coding region: 123-794 (223 amino acids)
Biological process (GO): mitochondrial translation; glutaminyl-tRNAGln biosynthesis via transamidation; regulation of translational fidelity
Cellular component (GO): mitochondrion; glutamyl-tRNA(Gln) amidotransferase complex
Molecular function (GO): glutaminyl-tRNA synthase (glutamine-hydrolyzing) activity
Source: RefSeq, a predicted model, not a curated record